Molecule: messenger RNA, 1415 nt
Organism: Otolemur garnettii (small-eared galago)
Lineage: Eukaryota; Metazoa; Chordata; Mammalia; Primates; Galagidae
Product: serpin B8
Exons: 7
Coding region: 230-1348 (372 amino acids)
Biological process (GO): negative regulation of endopeptidase activity
Cellular component (GO): cytoplasm
Molecular function (GO): serine-type endopeptidase inhibitor activity
Source: RefSeq, a predicted model, not a curated record
AUCUGUUUCCUCGUUUUUUUCCAACUGCUAGAGGGGGGCUCAGUCCUUGGGCAGUGGCCCUACCCCACUCUGAUCUUUGCUUCCCCUGUCACACCGCCUUCUCUGACUUGGACCCUCCUGAUUCCCUCUUGUAAGGACAGUGUGACUUCAUUAAACCAGCAAAAGCUCCCCAUCUGAAGCUACUUAAUUCAAUCGCAUUUGCAAAGUCCUCAUUGCCAGGCCUUCCCUGAUGGAUAAUUUCUGCAAAGCAAAUGGCACUUUUGCCAUCACCUUACUAAAAGUACUGGGGGAAGAGGACCAUUCACGAAACGUCUUCUUCUCUCCUCUGAGCCUAAGCUCUGCCUUGGCCAUGGUCCUGAUGGGGGCAAAAGGAAACACCGCAGCCCAGAUGACCCAGGCACUUUGCUUGAACAAAGGCGGAAAUAUUCACCAAGGCUUCCAGUCCCUUCUCACGGACGUUAACAAAUCUGGCACCCAGUACUUAGUUAGAAUGGCCAACAAAAUCUUUGGAGAAAAAACAUGUGAUUUCCUUUCAACCUUCAAGGAAUCCUGUCAGGAGUUCUAUCAGGCAGAGAUGGAGGAGCUGUCCUUUGCUAAAGAUACUGAAGAAUGUAGGAAGCACAUAAAUACCUGGGUGACAAAAAAGACCAAUGGUAAGAUUUCAGAGCUACUGGCUGCUGGGGCACUUGACUCCCUGACUAAGAUGGUCCUCGUGAAUGCCGUCUAUUUCAAAGGAAAGUGGAGUGAGCAGUUUGACAGGAAGAACACGAAGGGAAUGCUGUUUAAAACCAACAAGGAGAAGAAGACAGUACAGAUGAUGUUUAAGCAAGCCAAGUUUAGAAUGGGGUAUAUAAAGGAAAUGCACACCCAGCUGCUGGAGAUGCUGUACGCAGAGGAGGAGCUGAGCAUGGUCAUCAUGCUCCCGGACGAGGACGACGAUCUGCCCGUGCUGGUGAAAACCCUUACAUAUGAGAAGUUGACAUCCUGGAUAGAAGACAUGAAGGAGAGUAGAGUUCAGCUUUUCCUUCCCAGACUAAAGCUGGAGGAGAAUUAUGACUUAGAGCCUUUCCUUCGAAGUUUAGGAAUGAUUGACGCUUUUGAAGAAGCCAAGGCUGACUUUUCUGGAAUGUCAACUAAGAAGAACGUGCCAGUGUCCAAAGUCGCCCACAAGUGCUUUCUGGAGAUUAACGAGGAAGGCACAGAGGCGGCUGCGGCGACCGCAGUGGUCAGAAAUGCCCGGUGCAGCCGGCCAGAGCCAAUGUUCUGUGUAGACCACCCUUUCCUUUUUUUCAUCAGGCACCACAAAACCGACAGCAUCUUAUUCUGCGGCCGGGUCUCUACUCCAUGAUCUCGGUACACGCCCUCUCCUUCCUGUUCUGUCUAACUUGCUUUCAUUAAAAUCCUUUGUGAGUGAA